This is a messenger RNA of Owenia fusiformis, 437 nucleotides long. The record is from the annotation of a GenBank genome assembly. Lineage: Eukaryota; Metazoa; Annelida; Polychaeta; Sabellida; Oweniidae.
AUGAAUGAUUUUUCACACAGACAUUCCAUUAAAGCAGAUUCAUCAACUCUGCUCACUCCAGUCUCAGUGAAAACGGAAGAAAUGACUUCUCCUGGGUGCAUGAUAUCUCCAGAAAUCAGUGGCCUUGACAAUCAGUUUUUGGAUGCAGCAGAUGGCCUUGAGCUCCUCAGCGCCCUCUGUGAGAAAAGAUCUGCCGAGUCUGAAUCACCACAGAAAUCCAAGAUGACAGAAACAAAUCAAGCAAAAAGGAUCAAACUGCCGAGGAAGUUGUCAAAGCCCAUCACCAGCUUUCUGAAAAAGGAAUCAUUUGGUCAGUACUCCCCAACAGUCCGGUGUCAGCCAGGUACCUUAACUACUAUACUCUGCAUGCAUUUUAUCCAGUGUAUUUAUUGUAUCAUGCAUGCCCUGUUGUGAUUGUAGUACCUUUAGUACCUAUU